AUGGUAGCGCACGGGUUCCUCGUAGCAGCAGCAGCAGCAGUAUUUACUCUUGUGGUCAAGUCAGUCCCUGCGGAACGAGCAGAUCCUGCAACUUGGUCCCGAUCCGGAUUGAGGCCAUGGGUGGAUGUCGAUACGCCCGAGUCGGUCUACAACAUCACGUCGUCGCGUGGCGAUACGUGGACGCUGGUCAUGAGUGACGAGUUUAACGUCGCUGGACGCAACUUUGCACCCGGUAUGGAUCACAUGUGGACGGCCCUCGAAAUGCCUGACGGGGUCAACGCCGCCUUGGAAUACUACAGCAUUAACAUGACAAGCACCGUGACUGAGCCAGACGGCCGAGGCGUUUUUCAGAUCAAAACCAUGGAAGACGAGAACAUCACGUACACAGUGUGGAACAACUACGCCGAGCCAGCAGGUUUCGAGACGCACCACAUGUACUACCGAGCUGGGAUGAUGCAAUCGUGGAACAAGUUUUGCUUCCAAGGCGGGCGGAUGGAGGUCGUUGCACAAUUGCCAGCAGCCAUGAGCUCGAGUAACCCAGAUCUGAAAAAUACCAAUGGCCGCGUAAAGACAACAGAGUUCUACCCGACGUGGCCUGGCAUUUGGUUGUUAGGGAACUUGGGCAGAGCACUCUUUUCGCAAUCCACCAGUCGCAUGUGGCCCUGGAGCUACAACGAAUGUGACAAGACGUUGAGAACGAGCCAGAGAAUCAGUGCGUGUGACGGCCAUCCAGGCCACGGUCUCAAUCCGUACCAAGGAAGAGGAGCGCCGGAAAUCGACUUGCUCGAAGGUGCUGGCAACAUAAUAUCCACGAGUAUGCAAUUGGCCCCUGGCAUGCCGGAUGACUUCCGACUCAUACCGUCAGCGAACGACACCGAUCAGUCCUGCGUUUACUCUUCCACUUGCAAAACCAUGGGCGCGAACUUUCCUGGCAUUCCAACCACGAUAUAUGCAGCCAGAAAGCACAAGACGUGGUACCAGGGCCUUCGCUAUGCUCCAAACACGCUCUGCACACCGAUGGACAGCCUGAAGCAAGAUGCUGAUACGGUGAUCAAGACCAUGAAGAAAGGCUACACGAGCAACACAUGUGCAGGAGUGAACACGUGCCCAGCUUCCGGUGAUGGUUAUGCCAGUCUAGAAUCCAUGGACGGUAACGAAACAAGGCAUUGGGGGAUCAAUGACGUCGGAGGAUGCAUGCCACUCAUCAAUGGAUACACAGGAGCCUUCCUAUGUGAUCCAGAUAGCUCAAACCCCAAAUGCGUUGCACCGUUAGCAGCUGGAAAACCGGGCAGCAACAUCAUGGAGCCAUUCGAGUACCAAAUGGACGCCAUAUCGGCCAACUGGCCCGUUCAAGCUGCUGCGUACACGAGUUACUUGAAGUAUCAAGUUGAGUGGGUAAUGGGCUCGGACGGAUAUGUGCGCUGGAUGCUCGAAGACAUUGCAAUGUUUGAGAUCCCGGCCGAUGCUAUCGAAACAGUGCCGCAAGAUGCAGCACGGUCCAACCCGAAGAAGAUCAUGCUGGAAGAACCCAUGUACGUGAUUUUCAACGUCGCUCUUUCGACAAGCUGGGGCACGACACCACCAAACCCGGGAGCACCGUGCCGUGGUGAUGACUCGACUGCGCAGAACGAUGCCAUUUGCGACGGUUUUCCCAUGUACAUGAAGAUUGACUACAUUCGCGUUUACCAAGAUUUGUCACCGAGCUCAAUCAUGGCCAUCGGCUGUGAUCCGUCAACGCAUCCGACGAAACAGUGGAUUGAAGACCACAUCGACGAAUACGAGACGGAAGACAACAAAGUUAUCGAAGUCCACGGUGGAGCCAAUUGCAAACAUGAACGCGACUGCACCGUGAGCACCUCCCACAUCGUGACUGGCACAUGUAACGGCAACGGCCGAUGCAGUUGUGCGUCAAAUGCCUGGGGCGGCCCUCGUUGCACAGCCGCACUCACUACGACAUCGAACGGUGCUAGCUUCGGACCACCUGUGAUGCUUGCAACUCCAGUAAGUAUCUUCCUCAUCGUGCUGUUUGGCUGUGUCGCGUACAAGAUCGCAUGCCAACAAAGCAGGAAGGCCAAAGUGGGUGCCGGCGUUACCCGAUUCAGAGGCUUUAUCAAGGUCGAGAUGGACGAUACUCCGAUUUCAAUGAGCGCGUCAGACGACGGAGCAGCGUAA
Molecule: messenger RNA, 2172 nt
Organism: Hyaloperonospora brassicae
Lineage: Eukaryota; Oomycota; Peronosporomycetes; Peronosporales; Peronosporaceae
Source: the annotation of a GenBank genome assembly